Messenger RNA from Cuculus canorus (common cuckoo), 2029 nucleotides. RefSeq names its product coiled-coil domain-containing protein 81-like. The record is from RefSeq and is a predicted model, not a curated record. Lineage: Eukaryota; Metazoa; Chordata; Aves; Cuculiformes; Cuculidae. Bases 109 to 1272 code for a protein of 387 amino acids. Gene Ontology annotation, cellular component: centrosome. The transcript is spliced from 9 exons.
GUGCUGCUCGACACUGCUCAGGGCUCCCCACUGCUGCCCUUUGGAGUUUUGGGCAAGAAGCUGCAAAGAGCAUCCCUUUCCCUGACCUGACAGCAAGGAGCAAGCGUGAUGGAGGGCUGCUGCACUGUCCCCAUCAGCUCGGAGCUAAGAAGCUUGUUUCCCACCCUCCUGCACCUCUCCACCGUAGAGGUUGUGGACAUCUGGGACGCUGUGUCUGCGUACAUCCUGGAACAGCUGAAGCUGGACAAGGGGGUCCAGGUCGCAGGACUCGGCACUUUUGCUGUGCUCCGUGAGGAAUUCUACAUGAAAGGAGACGUGCAUGUUGUUCGACGACCAGUCUUCCAGGUGGACAUGGAUCGCUUCAGCCUGGGCCCCACAGUGCUUAUCCCUGGCGAUGUCAAGAUCAAGCUGCUGGACUACCGGUGGCUCUCGCGAGCCACCUCCUUCCCGAUGAGCAUCUUGGAGGGCUGUGUGCAAGAGACCAUCCUCCUGUACUAUUUCCAGCUGAGGAACAGGCAGCACAUUGACUUCAGCUUCCGGGACAUCGGCAUUCUGUGCUGCGAAGGCGAUGGCCUGUGCAUGAGGUUUUAUGCCGACUGCGUCUCCAGGCUGGAGAACAAGGCCAGGCAUAUCGCGCUGCUGCACACUAGCCUGUGGAUGCCAGGAGCCGCUGUCUCCAAUGGAGCAACCACCACUCGGGGGAUGCGGGCUGCUCCGGACCGUGUGUUCCCGAGGUUCCAGAUCAUUGUUACCAGCAGAUCGGGGGCCACGGCUCCUAAGAAGCUGCUGAAGAAGCGUGAGAGGUUCUGCCUCCCUGUGCUGCCCAGCCAGCGUCCAGGCAUGAGGGAGCAAGAGAUGGGGAAGAAGACUUCUGCCAUUGUGCUCCCCCCGUGCCCAGGCAGCUCCCCCAGGACGAAGGAGCUGGGCAAGCAGGAGGCAGCUCCUCUGGGCAAGCCCAGCACUGCCCUCCCGGCCGCACAAUGCUGCAAGAAAGCGCUGCAGGAGGUCUGGCAGCUGUCUGCGCAGCACGAGCAAGUGAAGGGCCCGUGGAAGGAGUGGCGACAGCGAGAAGAGGCGGAAGGAGUGGCAUGGGAAGCCUGGUCUGCAGGGAAAGUGGAAGAGCCGCCCCAGGUACGGGCAGCCAUUGCCAGCGCUGAGAGAAGCAGAGCCCCUCUCUGCCCAGCAGCCAGGGCAGCGGGGCUGCAGCACCUGGGGGCACUGCUGACACCCAGCUGCAGGGCAGGGCUUUGCCUGCUCAUCUGCGUGGGGUAGAGACUGGCAGCAGGAUCCAAGGGGCAAAAGCCGCCAUCAGCUUUGAGGAGCAAACGGCGUUGAGGCUCCCAGCUCCCGCUGCAGGCUGCUUUCAAGACAGUCUCUGGGGACCAGCACCUCUGUUCCGCAUCUGGUUUGCUGAGAGAGUCUCCUUCUUGCCAGGCACUCGGCACUGGAGGCACUUGGACUCCCCACCCUCCAGCCCAGCCCAGGGGAAUGGAGGAAACCAAGUUCCAUAGGAAGAUUAAAGUUCGUCUCCCAGCAGAGGCGAUAGUGGCAGCCCCCAGGCUGGGGAAACUCCAACCUGGCCUUUCCCCACGAGCCGUCCAGGUCCUGGAAAGGCUGGAGCCAUAUCACGAACAACGCGGCAUAUACGAGAGUUUGGUUGCGAUCAACAGAUGGAAGCUGGAGCAGCAGAGUCAGCUCCCCGGGUAACUCUCUCCAUGAAGGGAUGGUGCUUCCGGCGGCUGCAGGGCCCAACCCUCCACUGAGGGAGCCCUGGAAGAAAGAAGGCAUUUCUCGCUUGGCUCUUGUGAGACAGAAGCAGGUUCUGCGUUUUUGGGGCAACGUAAGGAGUUUCUUCAACGGCAAUAAAGCUCAGCCCCUUGCAGCAAGAGUGGGGAGACCUCUAAGAUCCUGAGCUUGCCGGGCAACAGCCUGAACUUGUUCAGUCUAUGUUGUUCUAUUUGUUCAAAGUGUUUCUUUAAAUACUUUCUUAAAUUUGUUGUUGUUGUUGUUAAUAUCCUGUAAUGGCUGA